This is a messenger RNA of Toxotes jaculatrix (banded archerfish), 1972 nucleotides long. It is a transcript of the gene spg21, whose product is annotated as SPG21 abhydrolase domain containing, maspardin. Bases 127 to 1062 code for a protein of 311 amino acids. Lineage: Eukaryota; Metazoa; Chordata; Actinopteri; Toxotidae. Gene Ontology annotation, molecular function: CD4 receptor binding. Gene Ontology annotation, cellular component: cytosol; trans-Golgi network transport vesicle. The transcript is spliced from 9 exons. The record is from RefSeq and is a predicted model, not a curated record.
GUCAGAAGCUUUGCGGAAGUGUGUGAAACAGGAGUCAUAUGACCAGACAGUAACAGCCGGAGAAAAUGGUGUCGAGAUAUGAAUAAAAUCCUCUGGACACGGUGACUAACAUCCACAACCCGCACGAUGGAGGAGAUUAAAGUGUCUCCUGACUAUAACUGGUUCAGAAGCACAGUGCCCCUGAAGAGAAUUAUUGUUGAUGAUGAUGACAGUAAGGUGUGGUCACUGUAUGAUGCAGGUCCCAAGAGCAUCAGGUGUCCCAUCAUCUUCCUCCCUCCAGUCAGCGGGACAGCUGAAGUGUUCUUCCAGCAGGUGUUGGCUCUGACAGGCUGGGGCUACAGAGUAAUCUCGCUGCAGUAUCCUGUCUACUGGGAUCUCAUGGAGUUCUGUGAUGGCUUCAGGAAGCUUCUGGAUCACCUGCAGCUAGAUAAAGUCCAUCUUUUCGGGGCAUCUCUGGGAGGAUUCUUGGCUCAGAAGUUUGCAGAGUGCACACACAAGUCUCCCCGAGUUCACUCACUGAUCCUGUGUAAUUCCUUCAGCGACACCUCUAUCUUCAACCAGACAUGGACGGCUAACAGCUUCUGGUUGAUGCCUGCUUUCAUGUUAAAGAAGAUUGUUCUGGGGAACUUUGCUAAAGGCCCUGUUGACCCUAAAAUGGCAGAUGCAAUCGACUUCAUGGUUGAUAGGUUGGAGAGUUUGAACCAAAGUGAGUUAGCAUCGCGGCUGACACUCAACUGUCAGAACUCUUAUGUGGAGCCACACAAAAUAAAAGACGUUGCUGUCACCAUAAUAGAUGUGUUUGAUCAGAGCGCUCUGUCACUGGAGGCCAAGGAGGAGAUGUAUAAACUGUAUCCUAACGCCAGACGAGCUCAUCUGAAAACAGGGGGAAACUUCCCUUAUCUGUGCAGGAGCGCCGAGGUCAACCUCUACAUACAGAUUCACCUGCGUCAGUUCCACGGGACUAGAUAUGCCGCUAUCAGUCCCGACAUGGUGAGCUCUGAGGAGUUGGAGGUGCAGGAGAGUCACCUGAGCAGUAACCAGGACUCUGAAGAUGACCAAUGAGACAACGUUUACCUGACAGCUAUUUGCUCUGAACAUUUCCAACAGUUUCUCUGUAUCAUUUCACAGGUUGUUCUCCAGAUUUUCUGUGGAAUUCAGUGAGUCAACUGAGAAUAUUUUUAUUGGAUAGAUGAAGCAAUAUUUUGAUAACCACCUGUAAAUAAAUGUAAAUGGCCGCUUUGCUUAAAAAAAAAUACAACACCUUGCCUUAUGUAGGCCCUGUUCAGAUCCUGCACAUGUGUCUUGGGUGAUUAGAGGACAGCUCUAAGCAUGUUUGUUCACACCUGGCAAAGAGCAAAUUAAUUUUUUUAACAGACAGGAAGCAGCGAUACACUUCCUUUGUCAUGGACAAAGCCAGCUUACAGAGUUUGUGUGACAUGUAUUUGUUUAUGAAUAUGUACACAUAGAAUGUGUACAUAUACAUACACUCAUAUUACACAGAGGAUGUCAGUUGAGUAGAUCCUUCAGUGUGACCUGGGAGAUUUGUGUUCACACUUCUAAAGAAAUGUGGUCAUAUUCAGCCCAGUCCACCUCUAAAUGUGGUCUGAGCGAUUGGAUCCAAAAUGCGUCCUCACUGUGUGUUGGGUGUGUGCACAUCUGAACUUAAGCUGUCCAUUUCUGAUGGGAUCACCUGAGAUGAAUGUUAAUGCCAGGUCUGAACAGGGCCGUAGAAUGACUCUGAUUACUUGUUGCACUCAUAAACUGCCCGAACUGUUUGUGUCUAUGUGUGAAAUAUGAUGUGGUUAAUACUGCCAGCAGUGAACUGGUUCCUGUUGACAGAGAGAUGAACACACUGGUUAAAGUGGUUAUGGAGAGACAUAUAUCUGAAAGUCUGUAUAAUUCAAAAAUAAAAUAAAAUGUCAUUUUCCAUUUCUUUUGGAACCUUUACAUAAAAUUUUUUAAUUUAAUCUUG